CCCUCUUAUAAUAGAAACCUUUUCGGCAAUUCUAGCGAUAGCCUCGAUAAAUUCGUAAAUGGUCAUCUAAAAAUGUUUUGGUGAAAAUAAUUCAUCUUUUUAAGUAAUCAUACUUUAUAAGUAGGCAAGAUAACAUUCUCUAUCAGUUAAUUCAUCACAUAAAACAUUAGAUGAUUUUAAUAAAUCUUUAAAAUCUUAAGGGGAAAUGUAAUCAUAUUUAUAUUGUUAAGGUUUUUUACUUAAUUUGCAAGUAUAUUUAUAGAGACACUUAAUCAUUGGCAUUCUAUCCCGAAUAAGUAUAUCACAUUUUUCAUUCCAUAAUCUCAUUCUCCUCCAAGAUUAAGAAGUAUCAAAUUUUGAUAAAAACUCCUAACAUUAUGACUAUAAUUAUGAUAAUCCUUCUAUCAUAGUUUAACAUAAUCCACUCCUGAUAUAUUUAUCGUUACAAAAUCUAACUAAGACUUCCAUUAAUUAACAUCUCACAAUUCCUUUUUCAUAUGCUUAAGGGAAGGAUACAUCCUUAGCACCUGCUGUUGAAGUAAAUCCAAUAUCAAUAUCAUUAGGUUUAACUCCUUCCAAAAUAUCAUUUGAAAUUAGAAAUUCAAUAU
Paramecium sonneborni is the source of this 608-nucleotide messenger RNA. The record is from the annotation of a GenBank genome assembly. NCBI's taxonomy places the organism in Eukaryota, Ciliophora, Oligohymenophorea, Peniculida, Parameciidae.